This is a messenger RNA of Orbilia oligospora ATCC 24927, 1422 nucleotides long. RefSeq lists its product as uncharacterized. Lineage: Eukaryota; Fungi; Ascomycota; Orbiliomycetes; Orbiliales; Orbiliaceae. The transcript has a single exon. The record is from RefSeq and is a predicted model, not a curated record. The coding region runs from base 1 to 1422 and encodes 473 amino acids.
AUGGACGUCCGUACCAAGCUUAUAGGAGACAGGUGUAAGGUUUGCGGUUGUGCAACCAACGCAUGCUGCAAGAGGUGCAAGGUUGUCUUCUACUGCUCCGAGAUGCACCGUCAACGCCAUGCUGAAAAGCACAACGAAGCCUGUCUCGAGAUCGAAGCUGCUAAAUUGAACGUGGAAGAUGCUGAAAGGGCCUUCACCCAUAACACGGGCUGCCCUGAGCGUAGAAGUAUCAAGGGUAUGGUCGCCAGCAUCCACAAUGGCAAAGCUCCGAGCCUUGAGAACAAAUGCUUGUGCACAGGGCAAGCUCAUGCUAUCCUGUUUGCUCGCUUCAAUUUGAUCCGUGCCUACCUCCAAGUCAACACCAAGUGUUCAGUUGUCAAUGCUUGUAACGUAGCCAUUGAAACUCAAUAUCUUGGACGAUGUGAUCCAAUGGUAAUCCGUUGCAUCACCGCCAACCUCAUGAUCCGUGUUGGGAAUAAGCAAAACGCUUACGAUUUCAUCAAGUACUGGCUCGUUAACGGCGAUCAAUACGUUUGUACCACCAAAAAACCCGAGCCCUUCCUUGACAUUCGCAAUGCGGAUGCUUUCGAACCUUGCAAGAAUCUCUUUGACGCUUUCGAGGAAGCCGACAUGGAUCCCCCAACCUCUUUCCUUGUCCCACUUGCUCUGAUCAAGUUCAAACUCCUCGCCGAUAUCAAGCAAUUGCGUAACUUGCAGCUUCUUCGAACCAAGUUACCAUUCGACGUCGUCUACCUGAUAAAGCCUUUCUUCCACACCACCGAUAUCAUGGAAAACAGAAAGGACAUUCGCCUCAUCGACACCGUUUCUGGCUACGACAAACUCAUCGAGACGUUGGAAGAUGACCUCGAUCUCCUUUUCGAAAUCGUCGGAAGGGCUUUCGAGGGCCGAUAUGUUGUCUGGAGAUGUUUCUUUGAGAAGAGCCCGGUGAAGCAAGCCAGAAGAUAUUCGGAAGAAGUUCAGACGGUCUACAAGUAUAGUGCCGAUGCCUGGAUGGAAACCAAAGGAGGUUACGAAUGGAUUUUGGGAAAGUUGGCUGAUGCUUGCAACAAGAAGUUGACCGCGGAGAAUUGUACCCAGGCUGCUAUUCGAGUUGCUGCUCUCUACAAGGCUCUCAGAUCCCAAUACGCGGAUGAUGAUAGUGACGACGAAUAUGGCCAUUAUGGCGAAGAUAGCUCCGACGAAGAAGAUAGAUAUUACAACGAGAAUGGAUAUUACUACGACGAAUAUUAUGAUUAUGACGAGGAGGAAGAAGAAGAUGGCGAGGCUGACGAUGGAACUCAUCGCAACAUCGGUAUUAAUGAGAAUGGUUACAAAAUUGACUAUGACCUCAUGUACCGAGACCGCCCAUAUAAGGAGGUCUACGAACACUUGUCCGAAAGUUUCGGUUUUGGUUUCGACUAA